AUGAGUUUAUCUAUAUGGAACAACUUUAGGGGUUUGUCCAUCCUACUCACCCGAGCCAUGUGUGUCAAUUGAGAAAAUCAUUGUAUGGGCUCAAAUAGGCACCACGCAAAUGAUUUCGUAAGUUCACCCGUCAGCUCUAUCAUCUCGACUUCACGAGAUCUAAAACAGACACCUCACUAUUCUUCUCACACUCUAGCCCCAUUCUCAUAUAUUCUAUACAUUCUCAUAUAUGUCAAUGAUAUUAUGAUGCUUGGACCUUCUAUAUCUCAAAUUGAGAAUCUCAUCAACUCUCUUAGUUUGCAUUUCUUUCUCAAAGAUCUGGGCAUUACUUCACAAUUUCUAGGGAUUGAAUUCUAGCCACAUAAAGAUGGCUACUUGCUUACUCAGGCAACUUACACGACUUCUAUACUCAAAAGUAUAGGUAUGGAACUUAACAAACCACUACCCACUCCAAGCCCCACAGUCUACUCUAUUUCAAAAGCCAAAACACUUGAGGAUCCAAUUGUCUAUCAAAGUGUUGUUAGUGCACUUCAAUACCUCAAUCUCAUUUGGCCAGACAUUUCAUUUGCCAUCAACAAGGCCUGCCGUUCCAUGCACUUGCUGAAAGACGCUGACUGGGUCCAUCUUAACAUCUCUUAA
Spirodela intermedia is the source of this 639-nucleotide messenger RNA. The record is from the annotation of a GenBank genome assembly. Lineage: Eukaryota; Viridiplantae; Streptophyta; Magnoliopsida; Alismatales; Araceae.